GCCCUGGGAACGCCGCUUGCCUGGCCCGAAGCGAAGAAGGUCGCGGGACAGGUCCGAGAGUGGGGCAUUGAGGGCAAGGAGCGCGAUGCUCUCCUCUGGGGAGACGAGAUCGAGUACCUUGUCGUGACAUACGAUGACGACAAGCGUCAGGUCCGACUGUCGCUACGCCAGGCAGAUAUUCUCGAGGCUUUGGCUAGCGACGAGAAGCUCCUCGCCCAGGGCGGCGGUGUAGACGAGAUCCAGCGUGGCGCGGCCAGGUACGUUUUCGUUUGCUCCCUGCUCUACAAGCCGAGGUCGUACUCACGCGCGACANGGUCUGGCAAGACAGCUCCCGUCUUCCACCCCGAAUUCGGUCGAUUCAUGCUCGAGGCGACUCCCGGACGACCAUGGGGAAUUGACCUCAAGGACCUGCUUGACGUUGAGCCAGACAUGAAGUGGAGACGCAAGAUCGCAAAGGAGCAUAUGGAACCGAGCGAGUUUCCCGUUACCCUGACCACCUUUCCACGACUGGGAGCCAAAGAGCGUUCCAUCACUCCCGAGUACCCCUUGAACGGCGACAAGCUUAGAUCGCAGUUCCUGCCCGACGAGAUCGCGAAUCCUCAUAUCCGUUUCCCGACGCUGGCUGCCAACAUCCGCGCCCGCAGAGGCCGCAAGGUCGAGAUCAACGUGCCCGUGUACAAGGACGAGAAGACGACAUGGCCCUUCAACGACCCUACUGUCGAUUACGAUCUCCACACUUGGCCCGAGGAUGAUGAUGUCCGCAACGGAGCCGCAAAAGAGAACCACAUUUACAUGGACGCCAUGGCUUUCGGCAUGGGAAGCUGUUGUCUCCAGAUUACCUUCCAAGCAAAGAACAUUGACGAGGGUCGCAAAAUGUACGACCAGCUCAGCCCCAUUGGCCCGAUUCUGCUUGCUUUGACUGCAGCCACUCCUAUUUACAAGGGCUUCUUGGCCGACACCGAUGUCAGAUGGAACCAGAUCAGCAGAGCAGUUGACGACAGAACCCCAGAAGAGCUUGGCGAGAAGAUCCCCAAGUCUCGAUACGCUUCCAACUCCACAUAUAUUGCUCAAGAUCCUCGCCUACGCAAGGAAUACUUUGAUCCUAACCUUGUAGUUGAUCCUGACAUGAAGCAGAAACUCGUAGACGGUGGCAUGGAUGAUCUGCUGGCCACCCACUUUGCUCAUCUUUUCAUUCGCGAUCCCAUUGUUGUAUUCAACGAAGAUCUGAAGGAGCUGGAUCUGAACAAGGUCGACCACUUCGAGAACUUGCAGUCCACAAAUUGGCAACACAUGCGCUUCAAGCCGCCACCACCAGGCAACGACAUUGGCUGGCGAGUUGAGGUCAGACCUAUGGAGAUUCAGAUCACCGAUUUUGAAAACGCCGCCUUCUCCGUCUUUGUGGUCCUUAUCACUCGCGCAAUCCUCAGUUUCGACCUCAACUUUUACAUUCCUAUCCAAAAGACGACUGAGAAUAUGGAGACGGCACAUCUGCGUAACGCAGUCACAGAGCAGAAGUUCUGGUUCCGCAAGAAUCCCUUCCCAGCCACUAGACAACCGAGAUCCGGCACUUCGACACCGACGCAAUUCUCGCGUCCGCCCAGUCCUGCCGCUCCGGUCGAGGACGAAUACGAACUCAUGACUGUCAAUGAAGUCAUGAACGGCAAAGCUGACGGCUUCCCCGGUCUGAUCCCUCUGGUUGAACGUUAUCUGUCCAGCAUCAACGUCGACGUAGAGAUUCGUUGCGAAAUGGCCAGAUAUCUGAAGCUGAUCCGUCAACGCGCAACUGGCGAGCUCUGGACGGCAGCCAAAUGGAUCAGACACUUUGUCGCCGAGCACAAAGAGUACAACAAGGACAGCGUGGUAGGCGAAGGCAUCACCUUUGACCUCGUCAAAGCCGUCGAGCAAAUGACUGUCAAUGAAGGCAAAGAUGGCUUGGGCGCCGAGAUGUUGGGCCGCAGGAAG
Molecule: messenger RNA, 1962 nt
Organism: Aureobasidium uvarum
Lineage: Eukaryota; Fungi; Ascomycota; Dothideomycetes; Dothideales; Saccotheciaceae
Source: the annotation of a GenBank genome assembly